UCUUGGCGGCGGAGCGAUGAGCGGGUCGAACUCCAAGGCUGCGGCCGCGGGCUCGGCGGCGGGCCCCGGGGGGCUGGUGGCUGGCAAGGAGGAGAAGAAGAAGGCGGGCGGCGGCGUCCUGAACCGGCUCAAGGCGCGGCGGCAGGCGCCUCACCACGCGGCCGACGCCGGCCUCGGGGCGGCGGUCACGGAGCAGGAGCUGCUGGCUCUGGAGGCCAUCCGGCCCGAGCACGUCCUGCGCCUCAGCCGGGUCACCGAGAAUUAUUUAUGUAAACCUGAAGACAACGUCUACAGUAUUGAUUUCACCCGCUUCAAAAUUAGAGAUUUGGAGACAGGGACAGUGCUUUUUGAGAUUGCCAAACCUUGUGUUUCAGACCAAGAGGAGGAGGAGGAGGAGGAGGAAGGUGGAGAUGUGGAUAUCAGUGCAGGACGUUUCGUCCGCUAUCAGUUCACACCAGCAUUUCUUCGUCUCCGGACAGUUGGGGCCACAGUGGAGUUCACAGUGGGAGACAAACCUGUGUCAAACUUCCGGAUGAUCGAACGGCACUAUUUCCGGGAACGCUUGCUGAAAAACUUUGACUUCGAUUUCGGCUUCUGUAUCCCCAGCAGUAGGAACACCUGUGAACAUAUCUAUGAAUUUCCCCAGCUUUCUGAGGAUGUCAUUCGUUUGAUGAUUGAAAAUCCCUAUGAGACCCGUUCUGACAGCUUCUACUUUGUUGACGACAAGCUGAUAAUGCACAACAAGGCUGAUUAUGCCUAUAACGGAGGCCAGUAACUGCUGCAGGAGUGGACAAGGGAGGUACUUUGCUGCGGCCCAAGGUCCUGGCACACGGAGGUGGUUGAAGCUGCUGUUUGUCCACGCUUGUCUGGAACACGGCCCAGGAAGCCAAGGCUGGGGUGGCAGUUCCCUGUGCUCCAGGAGAGGUGCCAACAGUACUGUGUUUGCUUCCCCAGUAUUUUUUCUUCCCUUUUUUGCCUUGCCCCUUAGGUUGCAGAGGUACUAUAUAAAGUCAAAGAUUAGGAUAAGGCUCCUGGAAUCCAGAUAAAAAAAGUUUAUUUUCAUGUAGUCAUAGCUGCCUGCUGAUUGUCCUGACUAACCAGGGUCUCUCCAGGCAUAGCUGUGCCCGGGUAGGGAGGCUCUGGUCGGCCUACCUGCAGGUUAGCAGCACUUCUGUAGGUUCCUGGGUGCUGUGGUAAGCUGAAAGGUAGGCCUCUUCCAGGCAUCUCUUCUCACUUCUGGUGUUGUCAUCAGCACAGUCUGACCUCACCCUGUGCAUAGUCCUAAACCAACUGGAAAGAAACUUGAAGGAGAGGGGAACGGAGGGUUGGUGCCAAGAGUUGAGGCACUAGGGAUGGGUAAGGCUGCCAAAUGGAAAGAUCCAGUUUCUGGAGAGGCUUGCUUAUUUGUCUGACUUCCAGGAUCCUCACCCAGUCCUCCUGGGGACACACCAAGGUUUUAGCCUAGCAGUACCUUCCUGUUCUCAUUUUGGAAGGAAGAUGAGCUUGCUCUGAUUCUCCUAGCUCCUGGCUAUUGAGUAUCUCCUGAAAUAGAAUGCGUCAGUUUUGCUCUUGGGACAAUAGUAUAUCUUGAGGCCAGAGCAGGCCUCAUUGUAUUUUGGUUUUUUUAUUUCUAGGCUUCUUUUUGGGAAGUUUCGUAAAAUGUCAGUGGUGUUCCCAACGUAUGUGAUGUGCAGUUGGACUUCUGAUAGUGUUAAUCAGGCUCCUGGGGCUAAUCUGGCUCGUGUUGGAGCAGGGUAUGGUUACAAACCUGAGCUCCUUUAAAGGAGAGGUUUGGUUUUCUCUACACAGCAUAGCCGGGAGGAUUGGCUUUUGAUGGGGAUUUGCCUCUGAAACUCUUUGUAGAUUGCUUAUUUAGGAGGAUUUUCAGUAGUUUCUGGAACCAUCUGACAGGGCAGACCUAAGUAACAUGUAUUCUCAUCCUUCAAACUGCUAGUUGGAGUUGUGCUGGGUGUUUGGAAAGGGUGAGACAGGCUGCAGUAGCCUGUCAGAGAGAUGUGUUCUCAAAAGAGCAUGCUCGCACAGCCUGUGGGCUACUUUUGUCCUUGGGCCCUUACUGCAUGGACUCUUGCUGUCUCAGCUGCCUAUGGUUGUCUGACUGUGUGGGUGGCUCCAGGUGCUCAGCCCAAACUCUGUAAGAUCGUUGCUGUGGCUGGGAUUUAGCACUGUUAGAAAAGGAGCAGUAGGAAGGGCCCAGGUAUGUGGUAAUAGUCACUGUGAGGCGCCAAGUAACUGUGACAGGAGAGCUGUCUCCCAGGGUGCUUGGGAGGAUGGCCGUGUGGAGCCAGGGAAAGAAGGGCCAGCACUUUGCUGCAGAAGCCCCUGUGCAUUCACUGACCAGUGUUGCUCUCUGUCUGGAUUCUAGGGCGUGAGUGGCCUUGAACCUUGGCCCAGUGCUUUGUGCCAGGCCAGAAUCGGGGUUGUGUCAGAUGCUGGCAGCUUUCUCACUGAGAAAGCCCUAGGUUACACCAGUGUGCUGGCACUGGAUCCAGCCACUGAGGGAGGGAAGAGACUGUGCACCCUGCAGAAUGGGUUACUCCUCACCAGACUGGGUGAAUCUCAGAACUGGAGUCAACGACAAAUCCAGGUGCCUUAAGUGUGGCUCUGUCCCAUAUGCUGCUGGGGAAAGCUGCAUUACCCUCGUUCCCUCCUUGUCUGCGGAUGGACAUCAGCAUUGCCUCCUUACCCUCUUGUUUCUCAUUGCGGCUCCUCUAACACGUUUGUGUGUUCCUAUCAGGCUUUAGAAUAACCCCUUCUCUGUGACAGAAGCCCCAUUGGGAGAGUGUCUACUAUUUGAUAUUUAAUUAUUAUCUAGGAUGUGCUUUCUGGAGCUGCCCAGAGCUCUGCUCAAUAGAAUGUGUCUUAGAAAUGUGUCCCAGGGCAGACCAUGUCUUGUAGACUAGUGGUUUCUCAUCUGCAGUGUUAGCCUUUGCUAGGAGGAGGACCAGGAGGGUGGAGGGGGCAGGCACUCUGGCUUGAAUAGUGCUGUUUCCUCUUCCCAAUUAGCUUGCCUUAGUCUCACUGGAGACCAUUUUGAGGCUCCGUGCUCCAUCUGUGCUCAGCAGGGCAGGGAUUUGUCGUAUUCUGUGUCUGAAGGUCUGGUGUUCUGUAUCUGGGACUUGGGAUUCUUGUGUCUAGCUACUCAGGAAAUCUUGAGAAGCAUUUACCACUCUGGGUGUUAACCAGGGUGAGUUUGAAAUUCAAGCUUUUGUACCUGAAUUGGGUAGAGAAUUGGAAAUCAUACUUCCUCUGAAAGGAGCUGAACCAAUCAGAAGUUGAAUCAGGAGGCCAUGUUGUUAAGGAAUCUGGACUGUUGAGAGCCCUUAUCUUGUGGGUGAUACAAUGGAAGUAAAAAAACUACUUGUAUGGGGGGAGACCAUGCCUCUGUUCAGAGCUGGCAUCUGAGAGGCAGCUCCUGGAGGGAACACAUUCCAGCAGACUGGCAGGCCCACCUGGUGCCACGGAGCCUGCUGACUGCACCCCUUCCUCUCCUGUCUUACUCCUGUCCCUCUGCCUUGGAAUCUCUUGGGGAGAGCCUGUUUUUUCCUGUGAAGCCUUUGGUCUAAGAUGCCCUUCUAGCUUCUCCAAAGAAGAUCCUGGUUUAUUUCAGUCUAUAUUCUAAAGAAUCAACCUAGGAAAUAAAACUAAAAGUAGUUCAGGGCUUAUUGGGCUGUCCUCUCAUUAUGUGUUAGCUCAGAGCUAUUUGCAGAGAAACCAGUUUUCAAGGGUAUGUAGGACUUCCUGAAGACACCUACAGUCUUUGGGCCAUCUGAUUCCCAGAUAGAGCAGUGAUUUGGAGAUGUUGGGGCUGAGCAUAGACUGGAGAUUCUUUUUUUUUUUUUUUUGUGAGGAAGAUUGGCCCUGAGCUAACAUCUGCCAAUCCUCCUCUUUUUUGCUGAGGAAGACUGGCCCUGGGCUAACAUCCAUGCCCAUCUUCCUCCACUUUAUAUGGGACGCCGCCACAGCAUGGCUUGCCCAGCGGUGCGUCGGUGCACGCCUGGGAUCCGAACCGGCGAACCCCAGGCCGCCACAGCGGAGUGCGCAUACUUAACUGCUUGUGCCACCGGGCCGGCCCCUGGAGAUUCUUGAAAUGGCAGUGACUGGGGAAUCUUCAACUUAUUUUUUCAGUUGAAGUGGAACUCCUUUCUGGAAGAGAUUUAAGAGGCUGUGUCUAAUGUACGAAUUGGAUGAGUCUUGCCUUAGUGUGUACUGCUACUCCUCUUAGGCUCCCUGGGUACUCUUUUUUCUCUGUAAAGUCACUUUCUUCUGGUAGCCAUUGUCACCAUGACCUCAGUGAUGCUUGGAGAAUGGGGACAAUCUAGUGUUCUAAAAAUCACAGCAUAGACUUCUAGCCAGUGUACGAGGAUUCCUGAUGCAGAGGGUGCUACUGUCCCCAGGGUAGGAGCCUAUUGUUAAAUCAUCGCAUUACUCACAUUCCAUGUUACAGAACAUCUUAGCCGCAAGAAAGAUCUGGUGGAGGUGAAUCCCUAGUUUUACAGAGGAUCAUGUAAAGUCAUUGAAGUUGUGAAAGUCUAUUUUUUUCCCCUAUAAAUCUAUUUUUCACAGAAUAUAAGAAACAUCAAUGACUUGAUCUCGCCUUCCUCUUCUUUCCCCUUCACCUAAGAUCCAUUGCAAUUUGUAUUGUCUUUGUGUCUAAAGUAAACUAGGUGACUUAUUUGUAUAAAAUGUUAUUUUGCCACAAGAGACAGUAAUAAAAGAAAGAUUUUCACAGUA
Messenger RNA from Diceros bicornis minor, 4752 nucleotides. RefSeq names its product unc-119 lipid binding chaperone B (gene UNC119B). Gene Ontology annotation, cellular component: cilium. NCBI's taxonomy places the organism in Eukaryota, Metazoa, Chordata, Mammalia, Perissodactyla, Rhinocerotidae. Bases 17 to 775 code for a protein of 252 amino acids. Gene Ontology annotation, biological process: cilium assembly; nervous system development; lipoprotein transport. The transcript is spliced from 5 exons. Gene Ontology annotation, molecular function: lipid binding. The record is from RefSeq and is a predicted model, not a curated record.